AGAUCCUCAAUCACAUGACCAGUUUCCAUUUCCUAUUACUAUUGUAUCACACUUCCAUGUUUUUCGUCUCAAACAUCAACCGUUAUGUAAACCACAGACGUUGUCACUGUCGUGUGAUUUGUCGCACAUAUAAAGUUAGUGAACACGUCCCGUCACCGCAGAGGGAAACAACAUGGCGACCAACUGUGUGGUUUUCCAGAGCAAGUUAACCUCCAUCAUGGAGAUCUUCGCUAAAGCUGCUGUGGUGGAGAUCAGUAAACUGUGGGAGGACGGGUUCAACCUCGUUCAGGUGGAGCUGCGCCGCAGAGAGAGCGAGAUUGAAGCCCUGAACAGAAAGCUGCUUUUGAUGGAAAAAGAGCGCUGUCACACUACAAGUAUGUCUUCUUCAUCAUCAUCUUCCUCAUCAUCUUCCUCAUCAUCUUCCUCCAAAAGAGAGCAACAGAACGUGCUGCUGCCGCCCAACGGUGAUGGGCCGAUUAUAGAUUCAGUGCAGACAUUGUGUUCCGAUCAGAGCGUCAGAGAGAAGGCGGACACUUCAGCGAAUCACCAAACGUCACCAUCACAGACAGAAGAGAUACAAUGUGAGCAGCUCAAGUUGGACCUCUAUUUGAGUGACGAUGAUGACGAUGAAGACCUAAUAGUGAAGCUUGAGGACGAGGACGACGUUCAGAUCGUGGAGCAGACUGUGGAAACGGAUCACAGCGUUAACGAUGGUCACCUUGAGCUGGAGGUGGACCUCCAACCUGUCGAGGCGAUGGAGGAACAAGAGAGCCAGCAGUGGUCGUCUGUUUCCGUGGGAGACAGCGACACUGUGGACGACUCGGACUGCUUCUUUGAGCCGAAGCAGCUGGCACAACAUCUGGACUCAGAAAUCCUGCUCAUUCACAACGCUUUGGACAUUUUUGAAAGUUCCUCCGAGGCAGCGUACUCGGACAGGUUUAUGAGGGAUGAUGGACAAGGUGCAUCGAGUAAAUCAACUAUGACUUUAAGCCAGGCUCAGCCAAGUCAAACUACAGAAGCGAUACACCCAGAGAGAGGAGUGUCCAUCAGGUUCUACCCAGAUAAACAAUCUCCAACUAAAGACUUUUCAGCUUUUAACCCGGACAGCCGAUUCUUUCUUUUUAACGACCCCGAGUUGCAUAAAACCAUAGCGAGUGGCUGCAUUAAUGAGAAGUGGUACAUCUGCCCGUUCUGCGGUAAAAGCUUCGAUCGCGUCAGCCACCUGGAGAUUCAUCAGAGGAUUCACACGGGAGAGAAGCCGUACACAUGCGAGAUGUGUGGAAGGUGCUUCUCUCAGAGGAGCAACCUGCGCACUCACCAGCGGACUCACAGAGAGGCUCUUUCCCAAAACGCAGUUUGAAGAUUGUUGUGAGAAAAUAUGUGUGUCGAGAUGAACUAACCAAUUCCCUUUUUAUAAUACUAAAGAGUAAUGUAGCCGACUGAUUUUACUGUGCAUUUGUUCUUUAUGUUAAAAUAUAUUUGAACUUUGACAUAGGUUGGAGUGUAAAGACUCAUUGUUGGACUUGUGUACUGUUCGUUAACCCAGCCGUUAAGAGAUUCAUCAAGGAAAACCAUGUGGGGCAUCCCGCACCUCUCCAAGAUGGUAAACCUUGCAAAUCUACACAUGAGCAUUAUUUCAGUUAUCAGAAAUAAUGAGGAUGUAAACCUGUAAACCAGGAAAUCUAAUAUAAGUUUAAAAAAUGUUGCGAUCUAUGAUCCCUCUAUCUUCAUGUUGAGGUAACACAAAGUAAAUUGUUUGAAGUUUUAAAAAGAACAACGACUCAUACGCUGUACUUUUACAAAUAAACCUUUUAACAUU
Gymnodraco acuticeps is the source of this 1819-nucleotide messenger RNA. RefSeq names its product zinc finger protein 705F. Gene Ontology annotation, molecular function: DNA-binding transcription factor activity; RNA polymerase II cis-regulatory region sequence-specific DNA binding. Bases 173 to 1360 code for a protein of 395 amino acids. Gene Ontology annotation, cellular component: nucleus. The transcript is spliced from 2 exons. The record is from RefSeq and is a predicted model, not a curated record. Lineage: Eukaryota; Metazoa; Chordata; Actinopteri; Perciformes; Bathydraconidae. Gene Ontology annotation, biological process: regulation of transcription by RNA polymerase II.